This is a messenger RNA of Aspergillus niger, 1143 nucleotides long. RefSeq lists its product as uncharacterized. The transcript has a single exon. Bases 1 to 1143 code for a protein of 380 amino acids. The record is from RefSeq and is a predicted model, not a curated record. NCBI's taxonomy places the organism in Eukaryota, Fungi, Ascomycota, Eurotiomycetes, Eurotiales, Aspergillaceae.
AUGGUUGAAAAAGGGGAGGCAAAUUAUCCCGAGGCCCUGUUCGCGAGGCUGGAAGACUCAUUGGAGAAGGCCAUCGAAGAUGGCGUAUUUCCCGGUGUGGUAGUGGCAGCGACAAAUAAGACUGGAUCUCUGCGAUAUGUUAAGGCAUUUGGGAGAUCUGCCUGCAAUGACACGGGCGUACCGUUGUCGCCCCAAUCCGUUAUGGCCUUUGCGUCUAUGACCAAGCUUAUGACUUGCAUCGCGGCGUUGCAACUAGUUGAACGAGGAACUAUAAGUCUAGAUGAUGACGUUGGACCUCUACUUCCCGAUCUAGCGCAGUCAAAGAUACUUACAGGAUGGGACAAGGAAGGCAUACCGCUCCUGAGAGAACGCCAAAAUCCGAUUACUCUUCGACACCUCCUGACGCACACUGCCGGGACAGGCUAUGAUAUGACGAACUCGGAUCUAGCCAGGUUUUCAGCGUGUCAAGGUCGGCACAUUAACUCUGGCGAGACGGUCAAGGAAAGAUUUGGAUACCCUUUGACUUACGAGCCAGGGACGAGUUUCGAGUAUGGUUGUGGUAUCGACUGGGUUGGUCAGCUAGUGGAAAAACUAUCUGGUCAGGAUCUAGAAAGUUAUAUGCAGGAGAAUAUCUGGGGUCCGCUUGGAAUACAGGGAAUUACCUUCUGGCCAGCAGCUAAGCCAGAUAUCCGCAAUAACCAAAUCCGCAUGGCAAUUAGGGAACCCAACUCAGAACGUGUGACCGACUUCACAGGACGAUUCUUAACUGAAGGGGUAACAGAAUGCUUUGGUAGCCAAGGUGCUUAUGGGGACAUGGAGAGUUACUUAGAAAUUCUCUUCUCACUACUAGUUGAUGACGAGAAGCUGUUGAGUCGGCAGACCACAGAAAAAUUGUUUAGCCCGCAGCUGAGCCACUCAAGCAAGCAUUCGCUGAAUGAAUACAUCAGAAACCACCCCCCGAAUGCGUUCAUUGGCAUAUUCGAUACCGAAUCCGAAUAUGACUGGGGGCUCGGCGGCAUACUGACCACGCAAGAUACGCCGUCGGGGCGACAGAAGGGAACACUAAUCUGGAGCGGAAAGCCAAAUUUAUUCUGGGUAUGUCCUCCCAGCCUGCGGAUAUUAGUUAUAGGUCCACUGACGUAG